Messenger RNA from Trematomus bernacchii (emerald rockcod), 4284 nucleotides. RefSeq names its product molybdenum cofactor synthesis 1 (gene mocs1). Gene Ontology annotation, molecular function: metal ion binding; cyclic pyranopterin monophosphate synthase activity; GTP 3',8'-cyclase activity. NCBI's taxonomy places the organism in Eukaryota, Metazoa, Chordata, Actinopteri, Perciformes, Nototheniidae. The transcript is spliced from 11 exons. Gene Ontology annotation, biological process: Mo-molybdopterin cofactor biosynthetic process. The record is from RefSeq and is a predicted model, not a curated record. Bases 76 to 2286 code for a protein of 736 amino acids.
UCAGGUCGACUGACAUGUUUUACUGCAGCAGAGGAGCUCAGAGUGCCGAAAACAACCACAGAAAACCUCAGAGCUAUGACUUCUCACGCCAGCAUGUGCUGCCGCUUGUUUGACAGACAGAGGAGUUCAAAACAUUUCAGAAAACUCUUUAUCCAGUGUGUAAAUGGGAAAAUUCAGCGACUGUAUUCCGGUGCUACGCACAAGGAAAACGCUCUUGAACUUGGAGACUCGACUUCAUCUGCUGCCAACUUUGAUUCUUCUGUGAAAGCCCGGACAAAACAGAGUCUAAGUGACGACAGCAUACUACCCUUUUCGGCGUUCCUGACUGACAACUUUGGCAGGAGGCACAACUACCUGCGCAUCUCCCUGACUGAGAAAUGCAACCUGCGUUGUCAGUACUGCAUGCCGGAGGAGGGGGUGAAGCUUACACCACGCGGCCAGCUGCUGUCCACCUCAGAGAUUCUGACCCUGGCUCGCCUCUUCGUCCAGGAGGGGGUGGAGAAAAUCCGCCUCACUGGAGGAGAGCCCCUCAUCAGACCUGAUAUCCUGGAUAUCAUCGCUGAACUGAGGAAGUUGGAGGGCCUGAAAACCAUUGCAGUCACAACCAACGGCAUGAACCUGGCCAGGCUUCUGCCUAAGCUGAAGGAUAUCGGUCUUGACCUGAUCAACAUCAGCCUGGAUACACUGGUCCCGGCCAAAUUUGAGUUCAUUGUCAGGCGGAAAGGGUUCCACAAGGUCAUGGAGGGCAUUGAUAAGGCCAUCGAAAUGGGCUACAACCCUGUCAAGGUUAACUGUGUGGUGAUGCGAGGCCUCAACGAGGAUGAGCUGCUAGAUUUUGUGGCGCUGACAGAGAAGAAGCCUCUGGAUGUGCGCUUCAUUGAAUACAUGCCCUUCGAUGGAAACAAGUGGAACUUUAAGAAGAUGGUGAGUUACCAGGAGAUGCUGGACCACAUCAGGCAGCAGUGGCCCAACCUGGAAAGGCUUGAAACCGGACACACAGAAACAGCCAAGACAUUUAAGGUCCCAGGCUUCAAAGGGCAGGUGGGCUUCAUCACCUCCAUGUCUGACCAUUUCUGCGGCUCCUGCAACCGCUUACGUAUCACUGCAGACGGCAACCUGAAGGUGUGUUUGUUUGGGAACACUGAGGUGUCUCUGAGAGAUGUGUUGCGCUCCGGAGCAUCGGAACAAGAGCUACUGCAAAUCGUUGGAGCUGCUGUUGGCAGGAAGAAGAAACAACAUGCAGGCAUGUUCAAUAUUUCCCAGAUGAAGAACAGGCCUAUGAUCCUCAUUGACACUACAUCUGAAAGGCAUUUGUCUCUGCCAAAGUCUGAAGACAAAACGACAUCUUCCCCCAUAGUUUCCCAUUUUACAAACAACACAUUCCUCUCUCCAACAGCGGCUCCUCACAGGAGAGUCCUGAAUAGAGAGGGUUUUUUUUGCCUUUCAGACUGCACUGCUUCAACACAGGCAGCCCAUGUUUGCUGCCUUAGAACCUUAACGAGUGGGGGUACCGGUGUUAUGUCGCAUAUCAACACAAAUACACGCACAAAUGUCAGGAGCUACAUUAAUGAAGGCUGUCUCAGGUACGCACAAGCCAGGGGUCAUAAUGCUUUGAAGAGCCACUUACUCAGGCCCCCAGGAACACCCACUUGUUGCACAUUACUCAUGAAUGCCAAAAUUAAUCUUAAACAACACAAUGUAAGACUGUGCCACAAUCAAUGCUCCAGCAAAGACCCCAGUGUCAAACUCAGACAAUCUGUGAGUGAUCAGACGCAGUCGGGCACAAAUGUCUAUAACACUGAGCUGGAUGUAGCCCAGCUAACGCAUACAGACACACAGGGCCGAGCCAACAUGGUGGAUGUUGGGGGGAAAGUUCCCACACGUCGAACAGCCACAGCCCGCGCCACCGUCAUCCUGGGCCCCACUGCUUUCCGGCUGCUUCGGGAUAACCAGCUGGCUAAGGGUGACGCCUUGACCGUGGCGCAGCUGUCUGGCAUCAUGGCUUCCAAGCAGACCUCAGCCCUCAUCCCGCUCUGCCACCCCCUCCCCUUAGACCACGCCUCUGUCACCUUCGACCUGGACGAGCAGCAGAACGCUGCGGUCAUCACAGCAACGUGUCGCACUACGGGCAAGACAGGAGUGGAGAUGGAGGCCCUGACAGCCGUUUCCGUUGCUGCGCUGACCAUCUAUGACAUGUGCAAGGCAGUGAGCCAUGACAUCAUCAUCACUGAUGUGAUACUGGUCAGUAAGACAGGAGGGAAGAGGGACUUUCAUCGUCAUCCCUGACUUAGUCCCUCCACUGACUGCAUCAAUCUUCACUGGCGUUGUAAUAUUUUUCUACAAAAAUGAAAUGUAUGCCAUCGUAAUAAUUAAAAAAUAUAUGCUUUUAUCACAUGGAGUUCUACACACAUACCAGUAGUUAGCUUGAUUUUCAUCUCCACUAACAUUGUACCGAGAUUAAAUGACUUGAUCUCUCACUAAUCCCAUACAAUAUGAAUCAUGGUAUCUAAACAGUAUAUGUUUAAUUUAAACUAGAAGAUCUUAAUUAUUUCAGUGCCAUAUGUGUUAAUAUUUAUUUCCUGUAAGACAUUCAACCAGUUGCAAGUGAAGAGCUUAAAACAGUUGGUCACUAGAGGGCACUCAAGAUUCACAGGCCUCCCUGUUGGAACAAACUGAGGGCGACCCUAUUGUAUUCACAUGUUGAAUGUAUUCAUCUUUUAUUUAACUACAUCAACUUGAGUGAUUUCAAGAAAGAGGGAAGCCAGGGUGCAGAGUGUAUGUUUUGAUGUCAGCUGGGGACAUGGCAGUGAAACAUCACAUACGGUAGUCUAUUUUCCUCUGCUUUCCUACAUUACCCUUAUAAACAGCAACUAGAAAGUCUUUAUAAUUGAAUUUUGGGGUCCGGGGGUUGCUUUCAUAAUUUUGUCUAUGGUGAUAAUUGGUAAAGGAUUCCCUCUCAAGUUGGGCAUUUAAGUAGAAUUGGUUCUCUUUUCCUUCCUCGUACAGCAUGCUGUAAACACUGGAUAGACUGUGCACUCAUACCUUGUUACAGUAGAGGAUAACUAUAGCUUAACUGUUUUAUUUAGCUGGUGGUUCAAUAUCCACCUUCUGUAUACUGGGUGGCUGAUUACACUAUUACAUUCAUUAUACUACAUGAUUACAUUAUUUUUGUUGUGUUAUAUUUACCCUAGAAAGAAAUUCAUUGAUUAUGUUUGUUGAUUUGAUGGUAGCACAACAUGUGUAAUUCAACUGCCUGCACAACAACAGAUGCAGCCUGUAUGUAUUAUGUUUCAUAUUCAUGUUGUCAGUUCUAAUGUAAGUAUGAUCAUCACUAGUUAUACAGGUUAUAGCUUUUGUAUCAUGGCAAAUAGUUGAUUGUAUUAUUCGCUCUGCUUUCAGCUCACUUCAUUGCACUGCUUUUUAUUUCCAUAAGUGAAAGCAAGCUGUGCACAUUUAUUUUCCUUAGAGAAAUCAAAGUAUUCUUCAAUCUUUCUCCUGCGAUGUCCAUUGUGGUUUAAUUAAAGACAAUUGAAAAAAGGGGUUUAUCUUUAAAACAUAAUUUUUUUCAGGUCAAAAAUGUUUUUUUAAAUUUCAGUUCAAUAAUUGCAUUUGAUUAAUAGUCAACAGUUACCUACAUAUGGGCUUAGAUAUGUCUCAUUAUUUGUGUGAACAAAUAAAUGUGUACAUUUGUAAAUCUUUUAAAUGCAUUUUUGAAUGGUGUUUUACAUUUACAAAUCACAUAUUUACACACAAAUGAUUUGUAUGUUCACACAAAUAAUGAGACAUAUCUAAGCCCAUAGUGGAAAGGGAUUGGCAAUGCCACAUAAAACUUCAGUGUACAAAAGAGAUUUUGAAUUAUUUUCUGAGUAGAUUUCAUUCAUUUCAUUUUGAACUGCAAAACAAACUUUCAGCUGCACGUUGCAUCAUACAGUACAGGCUGAAUGAUCAGCAGACUGUAGAUAAUACAACAAUAAAAAAAGCACUUAAAAGUAAAUGUAGGCCUUGUAACUUAGUCACCAGCACUUACAAUGAUAUGGCUUGCUUGAAGUGAAUAUAUCACUUUCCUUGUUGGUCGGAGUUUGAAUCUUUAUGGUUUUUGCACUUAUUGUAAAUCGCUUUGGAUAAAAGCUUCAGCUAAAUGUAAUGUAGUGAGUCGCUGCCCCUCAGUGGUGACAGGGAGGAAUUACAACACAUUAAUUCAGAGGAAAUGUACACUUUUAAUGUUUAUCAUCAUUAUUCUUAUAACGACUGCAUCACUAUUAUUAAUAAAGAUUUAAGAACUUA